AUGAGUGAGUCAAAAGGCGGAAGGCGGAGGAGGUCGAGCAGCAUCAUCUAUCAGGAACCUAUCGAGUCAAAUGAACAAAUGAGCGAUCAAGCUGCUCUGCCUAACCUUAAUGCCAAUUGGGUUAAUGCAAAGGGUGCCUGGACGAUCCAUUUCGUCUUGAUUGCUGCGCUAAAGAUCUUCUAUGAUAUCAUCCCCGGAGUGUCUCAAGAGACAUCGUGGACGCUCACCAAUAUCACCUAUAUGUUUGUCACAUUCAUCAUGUUCCAUUGGGUCCGAGGAAUUCCCUUUGAGUUCAACGCCGGCGCUUACGACAACCUCAACAUGUGGGAGCAAAUCGACAAUGGGGACCAAUAUACCCCUGCGAAAAAGUUCUUGCUUAGUGUGCCUAUUAUCCUAUUCCUCCUCAGCACUCAUUACACUCACUACGACUUGACCUCUUUUCUUAUCAACUUUUUGGCUACAUUAGGCGUUGUCAUUCCUAAAUUACCCAUUUCUCACCGUAUGCGGAUAGGUUUUUUCUCAGAGAUCGCGGAUGAUUCUUAG
Messenger RNA from Talaromyces marneffei, 543 nucleotides. RefSeq lists its product as uncharacterized. The coding region runs from base 1 to 543 and encodes 180 amino acids. Gene Ontology annotation, cellular component: endoplasmic reticulum membrane. Gene Ontology annotation, biological process: negative regulation of ceramide biosynthetic process; ceramide metabolic process; intracellular sphingolipid homeostasis. The record is from RefSeq and is a predicted model, not a curated record. The transcript is spliced from 3 exons. Lineage: Eukaryota; Fungi; Ascomycota; Eurotiomycetes; Eurotiales; Trichocomaceae.